ACGUCGCGAUUGCGUCAUCAGAAAGCGACGCUCCUCAGCUCUGCUUGUUUUCUACGCAGUUCGUCGCGAUGUGGAUUUAAUGGAAAUUUCCACUGCUUCUGAAUCAUCAUAAACACAUAUUCAGAUAAAAUUAUCUUAAAUAUCGCUCUUUAAACGGGAUCCGGACACUCCGAGGGAGAAAGAGAAUCAAAUUCGUGUAUUUGUAGAGCGCUAUCUGUGUUCGUACAGCAACACUUUUAGUUUACUCUGCUCUUCGUCAGUGACUCAUUACAGAGGUUUAAUCGUCGUCAGAAAUAAUCACUAAACUAUCUGUGAUGGAGUAUCACAGUGUGGGACCCGGAGGGGUGAUAGUCUCGGGUAACAAUGUACCUGCGUUUCUGACCAAACUCUGGACGCUGGUGGAGGAUCCGGACACAGACCCGUUAAUCUGCUGGAGCCCUAAUGGCACCAGCUUCCAUGUGUUCGACCAGGGACGGUUUUCCAAAGAGGUUCUGCCGAAAUACUUUAAGCACAAUAACAUGGCCAGUUUUGUUCGCCAGCUCAAUAUGUAUGGUUUUCGGAAAGUUGUCCACAUCGAGCAGGGUGGGCUGGUAAAACCGGAGAAAGACGACACAGAAUUCCAGCAUCCGUAUUUCGUCCGCGGACAGGAGAAUCUGCUGGAGAAUAUCAAGAGGAAGGUAACAACGGUGUCGAAUAUUAAACACGAGGACCUCAAGUUCAACACUGAUGACGUGUCUAAAAUGAUCACAGAUGUCCAGCUCAUGAAGGGCAAGCAGGAGUCGAUGGACUCCAAGAUCAGCACCCUCAAACAUGAGAACGAGGCGCUCUGGAGGGAAGUUGCCACUCUCAGACAGAAACACGCUCAACAGCAGAAAGUCGUCAAUAAGCUCAUUCAGUUCCUGAUCACACUUGCGCGGUCCAACAGAGUCCUGGGAGUGAAACGAAAGAUGCCCCUGAUGUUGAACGAUGGCAGCUCCACUCACUCUAUGCCCAAAUACUCUCGGCAGUACUCACUGGAGUCGUCUCCUGCCAUCUCUCCCUCCAGCACAGCUUUCACAGGAACGGGUGUCUACACCUCAGAAUCGCCUGUGAAGACGGGGCCAAUCAUCUCUGACAUCACUGAACUGGCGCAGUCCAACCCUGUGGCCACGGAGGAGUGGAUUGAAGAUAGAACAAGCCCAUUGGUCCACAUCAAGGAGGAGCCGUCUAGCCCCGUCCACAGUCCUGAGGUGGAGGAGGUGUGUCCUGUUGAAGUGGAAGUGGGGGCGGGAUUGGGUGUACCUACGGACACGCCCCUUUCCCCCACAACCUUCAUCAACUCCAUCCUUCAGGAGAACGAGCCCGUCAGCGCCCCGACCCCGCCUCCCAACGAGCAGAGGUGUUUGAGCGUGGCCUGCUUGGACAAUUAUCCUCAGAUGUCUGAGAUCUCUCGCCUUUUCUCCAGCUUCUCCACCUCAGCUCUCCACCUCAGGCCUCCUCCCGGGACAGAACUAAGUGAUCAUCUAGAGACCAUUGACUAUGGAUUAGAGAACCUUCAGCAGAUCCUCAAUGCUCAGACCAUUAACUUUGACACCUCACCUCUCUUUGAUAUUUUCACUUCAUCAUCCUCUUCUGAUGUGGAUCUGGACAGCCUGGCUAGUAUCCAGGAUCUUCUGUCACCUGAACCAGUGAAAGAGCCCGAAUCUAGUGCGGACACUGAAAAUUCAGGCAAGCAGCUGGUCCAGUACACGGCUCAGCCCGUGAUUCUUCCCGACCCCGUCGCCACUGAGACCUGCGGCACCGACCUGCCCAUCCUCCUGGAGCUGGAGGACGACUCGUAUUUCGGCUCAGAACCAGCCGAAGACCCGACCAUCUCCCUUCUGAACUUCCAGUCCCCCGUACCCGAAGACCCCAAACUAUCAUAGAGAGAGAUGCUUUUAUAAAGGGAUUUAUGUCUGUGUGGGUUUUUUAAAUUUGAUUCUCUGCAUUUUAUUUUAUUUUUGGUCUUUUAUUUAACACGUCAGGGCUAGCCAUCUGAAUAUUACUCUGGUAUUUCCCUUCACUUUUAGCCUGGGGAAAAAAAAAAUCUCUAAAAGCAAUAGAGAAAAUUCAGUAUUCCUUCCGUCAUAGUCGAAACAUCAAAAUAAGGUUUCAUUUGUUGGCUCGGUAGUUUCCUUGUUAUUCCGGCAGCGAGAGAACCUCAAACUAAAUGUGUAGUGCUACGUAUAAUGUAUCGACCAUGCUUCCUUCUUUUACUCGUCCAGAUUGCAACAAUACACGGAGAUCUUUACUAAGCGACUCUCUUGCAGUCUGUCACCGCUGCGAAACUUCCAAGAACUCGUUAUACAUGUAGUUUCCUGCUUUUCUGGUGGAACGCUUGUCAUCGUUUGAUCUAGUGACCCCAGAUUGAUGUAUUCGAUGUCCGGGUCUCAUCCCGCAAAGUACGCCAAAUUUUCAAUUUCCAGGAGAUUUUCUUUGCUUUUUUUCAUCUCGUGGAUAUUGAGGUUGAAACAACAAAAAAUAUAUGUACAUAAAUAUUAAGAAAUGUCACUUCUGUAGCCAGAAAAUGAGGGCGAUCUAUCAGACAUACAAGCAUCAAACAUGAAUGUUAUGUAAACUUGUCCAGCAUCCCACCAACUGCUUUCAAAACCAUAGCUGUUGCUCAUCAUAUAACGUCUGAUCUUGGUUAGCGACGAUGGGUAUGUAUUAUGACUAUGCCAGUUAAAGGUGCAGAUUUAGUGUCGGAAGAGAUUUUAAUGAGAUGAGAAGUUCUAAUAAGACAGCCAAUGAUGCUGUAUAUAGGGCGUAUGUUUGAAUAUAUAAAUAGUUUGGAUUCUGUAUUGAUAAUGUGUUUGUUCUGACGAAACCGAUACGUUUCAAACACAUUCAAUAGGACUGAAUUACACGAUAGGUGUAUUAUAUAAUGACAGGUCAUUUUUUGCAUUGAUAACAUGUCUAUUACCUGGGUCGGUAUCUGAUUUGAAGAAUUUGUGCAAUAAUUCAACUCUUAACCAGCUUUGACAGCAACACACACUGCUUUCUUUUAAUCUCUAUUUUGUUUGCUUUGCUAAAGGAAGUAGAGAAUAUAAUAGGAGAAUCUUGUGAAGAUCUUGUCUGGGCUUAUUUCACCUCAAAAUCUAAAAGAAAAUACAUAGUUUUUGCAUUAUGAAGUUAUUUUUUUAAUGACAAUUAAGCUCAUUUUCUCAUUCAUUCCAAAAAGUAACAAAUCACUUACAAUUCCAUUUAAUGCAAUUAUUUUUAAAAUGACAAACACUGGCAUAUGAUGUACACUUUUAAGUGUACUUUAUCAUUUAAACCGUUAAUGGUCCUUAGAAAAAAUAAGCUUUAUUUUAUUUAAGCAAAAUAUAAAUUAAACUAUCAAAUUAAAUAUAUAUUUUCUUGUGAUUUUGGGUGAAAUUUAUGGAAGCUUGUUUACGCCAAGAAAUAAAAUAAAAAAAACGGUAAUUGCAACUUUUUCUCGCGCAAUUCAUACUUUUUUUUUUCUUGUAAUUGAGUUUAUAUCUUGCAGUUCUGACUUUUUCUCUCAUAAUUGCGAUAUACACUCACAAUUAGGAGUUAUAGUCAGAAUUGUGAGAAAUAAACUCACAAUUGCAUGUUAUGUAUAAUUGCAUUAUCCAUCAAUUCUGACUUUAUAACUCAAAAUUCCAUGUUAAAGUGAGAAUUCCAAGUUUAUAUCGUAAUUCUGACUUUAUAAGAAGCAAUUGCAAGUUUAUAUCUCGCAAUUCUGAGAAAAGUGACAAUUGUCUGAUUAAAAACUCCAAAUUGUGAGGAAAAAAAGUCAGAAUUACGAGAUGUAAACUCUCAAUUGUGAGGAAAAAAGUCAGAAUUACGAGAUGUAAACUCUCAAUUGUGAGGAAAAAAGUCAGAAUUACGAGAUGUAAACUCUCAAUUGUGAGAAAAAAAGCCAGAAUUCUGAGAUAAAGUGUCACAAUUACUUUUUUUUUUUUUUAAAGUUUUUUUAGUGGUAGAAACAAGCUUCCAUAGAAAUGUUACCCAGACUGUUUUGUGAGAUUCACCUGUGUAAAUUGGAAACCAAAACUACAGAUUUAAAAUAGUAUUUUUUGGUGUGAUUUGUACACAUGCUAUGCCCUAUAGACUUCUAUCGUUGAACACUUGUUUAUUUUUGGAUGGUCAGCGCAGUAGAGGAACUGGGAUGUCAUUUGUUGGUGAUUCUCAUAAUUUUUAGUCAUUGGAUGACUGUCAUAGCCAGAGAGACAUUAAUAUUAGGCAUAAAUUAUUUUAUUACGCAUGUGAACAACACUUUGUGUAUUGGUAUGUUUCAAAUAAAAUGUUUUUGAAAGUA
Megalobrama amblycephala (Wuchang bream) is the source of this 4303-nucleotide messenger RNA. It is a transcript of the gene hsf1, whose product is annotated as heat shock transcription factor 1. The transcript is spliced from 14 exons. Gene Ontology annotation, biological process: regulation of DNA-templated transcription. Gene Ontology annotation, molecular function: DNA-binding transcription factor activity; sequence-specific DNA binding. Bases 315 to 1904 code for a protein of 529 amino acids. The record is from RefSeq and is a predicted model, not a curated record. Lineage: Eukaryota; Metazoa; Chordata; Actinopteri; Cypriniformes; Xenocyprididae.